AUGGAUAACGUAUGUAAAUUGAUUUCAUUGGUGGUUCUCUAUUUGAACAAAGACUAACAUGAAUAUAGCAAAGACAACAUAACAAUAAUAAUAAUAAUAGAAGAAGAAAUAAUAAUCCUUCGAAACCAGAUGGCCCUAAAAGAGAAGCCAUUUUGGACUUAAACAAUUACAAAGAUAAACAAAUCAGAGUUAAGUUUAUAGGUGGUAGACAGGUUAUUGGAGUUUUAAAGGGAUUUGACCAGUUGAUGAAUUUAGUGUUAGAAGAUGUUAAGGAAAAUAUUAGAGGUAUGUGAAUAUUGUACAAACUGGCCUGAACAGUAUAUAUUUGAUUUUAGAGAAGCAUUACUAACAAUUUUAGACCCAGAAGACGAUAAUGUUUUGACCGAAAAGACGAGAGACAUAGGCUUUGUGGUAGUAAGGGGCCCUUCAUUAUUGACCAUUUCUCCAGUCGAUGGUAGUGAAAUAAUUGACAAUCCUUUUGCCAACCAAGAAGAAUAA
This is a messenger RNA of Debaryomyces tyrocola, 498 nucleotides long. NCBI's taxonomy places the organism in Eukaryota, Fungi, Ascomycota, Pichiomycetes, Serinales, Debaryomycetaceae. The record is from the annotation of a GenBank genome assembly.